UCAACCCACAGCAGACAGUGACGGCUUUCCUGCCUUUCUUUCCUCUCACCAGAUGCCCGUCACAGGCUCGUCCCAUGGCCCUCGUUUCUGCUGAUUCCCGAAUUGCAGAGCUUCUCACAGAGCUCCAUCAGCUGAUCAAGCAAACCCAGGAAGAGCGUUCGAGGAGCGAGCACAACUUGGUGAACAUCCAGAAAACCCAUGAGCGAAUGCAGACUGAGAACAAGAUCUCUCCUUAUUACCGGACAAAGCUGCGUGGUCUCUACACAACUGCCAAGGCCGAUGCAGAGGCUGAGUGCAAGUGAGUACCAUCCCCGGGGCUGCCGUCCCAUCCCUGACCUCUGUUCUGGACCACACGUGACUGGAGGCCACAGCCCCAG
Peromyscus maniculatus bairdii (prairie deer mouse) is the source of this 377-nucleotide messenger RNA. Lineage: Eukaryota; Metazoa; Chordata; Mammalia; Rodentia; Cricetidae. The record is from RefSeq and is a predicted model, not a curated record.